Messenger RNA from Neogale vison (American mink), 354 nucleotides. Its product is annotated as trafficking protein particle complex subunit 2-like. The record is from RefSeq and is a predicted model, not a curated record. The transcript has a single exon. Gene Ontology annotation, biological process: endoplasmic reticulum to Golgi vesicle-mediated transport. Lineage: Eukaryota; Metazoa; Chordata; Mammalia; Carnivora; Mustelidae. Bases 1 to 354 code for a protein of 117 amino acids. Gene Ontology annotation, cellular component: cytoplasm; TRAPP complex; nucleus.
AUGUUUGAAAGCUUCUGCUUUAUAAUUGCUGGCCACCUUGAUAAUCCAGUUUUUGAAAUGGAGUUUUUGCCACCUGGGAAAGCAGAAUCCAACGAUGAUCAUCGUCAUCUGAACUGGCUCAUCGCUCACACUGCCCUCAGCCCCAUAGCUGAGAACACGUGGCUGCCCAACCAUAGAAACGGGUAUGCUGCGGACCAAUUCAAGGACUGGUUUGUUUCGGCAUUUGUUCCUGCAGGUCACGUGCUUCCUGACAGAAGGCAAGAAGAUGGAAUAAAGCACUUAUUUAUUGAUGACUGUGAUUUAUACAUAAAGUUUGCAAUGAAUCCACAUUAUGAACCCAAUUCUCCUGCUUGA